Trematomus bernacchii (emerald rockcod) is the source of this 1962-nucleotide messenger RNA. It is a transcript of the gene fshr, whose product is annotated as follicle stimulating hormone receptor. Gene Ontology annotation, biological process: follicle-stimulating hormone signaling pathway; male gonad development. Gene Ontology annotation, molecular function: follicle-stimulating hormone receptor activity; thyroid-stimulating hormone receptor activity. Lineage: Eukaryota; Metazoa; Chordata; Actinopteri; Perciformes; Nototheniidae. The record is from RefSeq and is a predicted model, not a curated record. Bases 1 to 1962 code for a protein of 653 amino acids. The transcript has 14 exons. Gene Ontology annotation, cellular component: membrane.
AUGAUGGUGGUGAUUCUGAUCAUGUUCAUGAUUGUGAUGAUGAAGACAGCGUCACCUUGCCCGAAAAUUGAACAAGAUCUUUUUGGGGUCUUAAAGAUUCCAUCAAAUGUCUCGAGCAGCACCAAAUGCCUGUCUAUCAAGCAUAAUCAGAUCACAGCGAUCCCCAGGGGGGCCUUCCGCCGCCUGCAGAACCUCACGAGACUUUUCAUAUCAGGGAACCACAUGCUGGAGAAUAUCAGCGCGUUUGCCUUCGCCAGACUCCCCCUGCUAACUAUAAUCGAUAUCUCUGACAACGGUGCUUUGAGGAGUAUAGGGGCUUCUGCUUUUUCUGACCUCCCUGAACUCAAUACGAUAACCAUAAUGAAUGCAAUACACCUGAUCCACAUCCAUCCAGAUGCAUUCAAGAACAUCAUGAAACUAAAGCAUUUGACCAUCUCCAACACCGGGCUGAGAAUAUUUCCAAACUUCACCAAGAUCCACUCCACGGCCAAAGGCUUUCAGUUUGAAAUGGAAGAUAACAUCGACAUAAGGAAAGUCCCCAGCAAUGCCUUCAGAGGACUCUGCACUCAACGCAUCAGCAAGAUAAUGCUCCCCAGAAAUGGCAUCAAGGAGGUGGCAAGUGACGCCUUCAACGGCACAAAGAUUGGCAGAUUGUCCCUAAAAGGAAACAAACAGCUUACUCACAUCAAUGACAACGCCUUUGUAGUUUCCAGUGAGUUGGAAAUACUGGACAUUUCCAACACAGCCCUCAGAUCCCUGCCACACUACAUCCUCGGUGGACUUCGGGAGCUGAUCGCAGAGUCCGCACAUAAUCUGAAAAAGCUUCCUGAUGUUGAACUUUUCACCAAACUCCAACGCGCCAACCUGACGUACCCGUCUCACUGCUGUCCCUUCCAAAGGAUUCACAGAAACAGAUCGGGGAUUGAGGUCCUGUGCUCCGAUCCAAUCACCAGGGAAAACAUUUCUAAAUUCCUAAACCUCAACUGCCCCAACUUCACCCUCGUCACCUGCACCCCAACCCAAGAUGCCUUUAACCCCUGUGAGGACAUCAUGUCUGCUGUCCCCCUGCGGGCCCUCAUGUGGAUCAUCUCUGUGCUCGCGCUGGUGGGGAAUGCAGCCGUUCUUCUGGUUUUGUUAGGCAGCCGCUCCAAACUGACCGUUCCUCGUUUCCUCAUGUGCCAUUUGGCUUUCUCUGACCUCUGCAUGGGCAUCUACUUGAUCAUCAUAGCAACGGUAGACAUGCUGACUCGUGGCUUGUACUACAACAGCGCCAUAGACUGGCAGACGGGCCUGGGCUGCAGCGUUGCGGGCUUCUUCACGGUGUUUGCCAGUGAGCUGUCAGUGUUCACUUUAACAGCGAUCACUCUGGAGCGCUGGCACACAAUCACACACGCUCUGCGGCUGGACCGUAAACUUCGCCUGAGACACGCGUGUGUCGUCAUGACAGCAGGCUGGAUCUUCUCCUCUAUCGCUGCUCUGCUGCCCACAGUCGGGGUCAGCAGCUACGGCAAGGUGAGUAUCUGCCUGCCCAUGGAUGUGGAGUCUCCGAUGGCUCAGGUCUACGUGGUGUCUCUCCUCCUCUUCAACAUCCUGGCUUUCUUCUGUGUGUGUGGCUGUUACCUCAGCAUCUACCUGACCGUCCGCAACCCUUCGUCUGUGCACGCCCACGCCGACACUCGCGUGGCCAAACGCAUGGCCGUGCUCAUCUUCACAGACUUUGUCUGCAUGGCUCCCAUCUCCGUCUUUGCUGUGUCAGCCGCCCUCAAGCUCCCUCUCAUCACCGUGUCAGAUGCCAAACUGUUGCUGGUCCUCUUCUACCCCAUCAACUCCUGCUCCAACCCCUUUCUUUAUGCCUUCUUCACUCACACCUUCAGGCGGGAUUUCUUUCUUCUCACGGCUCGCUUUGGCCUGUUUAAAACCCGGGCGCAGAUUUACCGGACGGAGAGCUCCUCCUGUCAGUAG